Molecule: messenger RNA, 2567 nt
Organism: Dendrobium catenatum
Lineage: Eukaryota; Viridiplantae; Streptophyta; Magnoliopsida; Asparagales; Orchidaceae
Product: zinc finger protein ZAT1-like
Exons: 1
Coding region: 903-2117 (404 amino acids)
Source: RefSeq, a predicted model, not a curated record
UAAUCGUUUGUGGCACUCAGAAUUAUUCAAUUUUGACUUUCGUAACUUGUUGGAAUUUGAGUCAUCCAGACAUCCAGGCUAAGCUUUAAACUGACUUGACUUAGCUACAAUCGAAACCCACAAAGACGGCUGAUUAAGCAGCAGCUGUUUGUAUUAAUUCCCCUAUUAAUUCUCUCAAUUCCAAAGCAAGAAAUUACUAAUUAGGAUUAUACUCUUCAAGCCAAAUUAAAAAAUAAAAUACUCUUCAAGCCACGGGCCAACCUAGCCCAAAAAGCACGCAGUAAAUCCAAUGAAAUUGACACACGUGGAUAGCGUAAUAUAUUGUUUGCUGUUCGGAAGUUGCAGAGGAUCCGUAUAUAAGAGCUGGAAGAGCGGGACAAAGGAAGAAAUAGUUAGGAGCGGUUAGUUUGGCAUGGGCCUCACUCUAAACACCUCGAGAUCCCCUCUUCCGUCCCACGUGGCUCCAUCGAACCGUCCGAUCCGUCGCGUAGGAUUCUCGGUUCGCCACACGUGCUACCUCUCUUUCUCUCUCCCUCUCUUAUUUCUCUCUCUAUAUCCUCUUUCCUCUUUUAACUUUGCUUCCAUGCAUGGAUUUCUCCUUCCACCAUCCUUAAAGCACAAGAACAACCCAGAGAGAGAAACGAAUCAAUCUCCACCUCUCUCUCACUAGUUUCUCACUUUUUCACUCACCCUGAGAGAAGUGGAAGCGAGCAUAGCAGAGCUCAGAUCUGCUGCUGGUCAAAAGAAAGCAAACAAGCCGAGAAGAUAUAUAGCCAUGAAUAGCUUCCACACAGAUCAGUGAAAAAAACCUUCAAAAUUGAAGCGACAAAGCUUCGGCUUCUUGAAUUUAUUUCUUUAUCGGCGAGUCUCCCCUCCCCUGUUUUCUUUUCUCUCUGUUACAGAUGGAGAAGCACCGAUGCAAGAUUUGCAGCAAGUGUUUUCCCUGUGGGAGAUCACUUGGAGGCCACAUGAGAUCACAUAUGCGGUUCUGCUCUUCGGUAAAGGAGAAGGAGAAGCUCGAAAAUAGCUCAUAUGUGCUUAGAGAAAAUCCCAAGAAGACAGGUAUGCUGUUAGAUUUCGCCGGAGAAGAUCCAACAUCGUCGUCGUCUUCACUGAAGACAAAGCAGUGCAAGGUGUGCGGCAAAGAGUUUCCUUCUUGGAAAGCUCUGUUCGGUCACAUGAGAUGUCAUUCUAACAAGAUUUGCCGUCGAAGCUUUGAAGCAGAGAAGCAAGAAGAGGAUCAAGAAGAAGAAGAAGAAGUUUCUUGGAAGCACCGAUCGAUGCUGACUUCAGCGGCUUCAUCUAUAACUGAGUACGAGCAGGAGCAAGAAGAAGUCGCCAUCAGUCUCAUGAUGCUGUCACGCGACGUUGGCGGUUACUGGUCGAUCGCUGCCGACUCAUCCGACAAGCAAUCCGAGGUCAUGGAAGACGACGGACUGAUCAAGCGAUCCGAAGAAUUCGGAGGUUUCGACUUGGAGUACUCCGGUGAAGAAUCCGGAAAGCAAAAGAUUAUGACUUUAGCUGAAUUUGGGAAGAAAAGAGCAAGGAUUGCUGAAAAAGGAAGUGAAUUGAAUGCACAUGAGGCAAAAUUGGGAAUAAUCGAGAUAAAAUUGGAAAGCAGAUAUCAAUGUGCAGCCUGCAAAAAAGGCUUCCACUCCUACCAAGCUCUCGGCGGCCACCGAGCCAGCCAUAAGAGAAUCAGAGGCUGCUGCUUCCAGAAUCCCAAUGCCAAUUUCGACGACAAAACUGAGGCAUACGUCGAGCACCUGACGGUAGUGGAGAUGGAACAUUCCUAUUCUGGCCUGUCAAAGAAAAGCAGAAUUCAUGAAUGCAGUAUCUGUGGAAAGAUUUUUUCCUCGGGACAGGCAUUGGGAGGUCACAAGAGGUCUCAUUUAGUGUCUACUGCAGAUGCCAGCAGUUGUGGCGAUAAUGCGGCCGCAGUGGCGGUGACGGCAGCCGCAGUGGCGGUGACGGUUGCAGCAGCCGUUGAGGUCCCGGAGCUCCUGGAUCUCAAUCUUCCAGCUCCUGUCGAUGAUGAAUCGAGCAAUGUGAAGCCAUGGUGGAGUGGUGAGAGCAUAGAGCAUGAGCAGAACAGUAUAAAUUUGAUUGAUUUCUAAUUGAUGAAGAAAAGAAGGGGAUGCAAAGAUGAGCUCUGUACAGAUUCUGCGAUACAUUUGGUGAAUCUACUAUCUGAUUGGUUAAUUCUUGAUUUUUGGCUUGAUACGCUAGCUUUAUACUCUACUAAUUCAACCUUCCCAUAUCCUUAUAUUACUCGAGCUUAUGAGCUACCUGGUCAAAAAAAAAAAAAAAUGCUGUUCCACUAGAGAUUUUAAUUUUGCUGAUUUUGUUCUGAUAUAUGACAUGAACUUGAAAGAACUGGAUUCCUUACUUUUUCUUCUAUUUUCUGAAAUGUUUACGAUAAUUAGCUUGAUUAAAAUUAGCUUUGCUUACUGUCUUGAAUGUUUCCAGUGCUUGCUGAAAUAUGUAAAUUUCAGAAAUUUAAGUCAGUAAAUUGGUACAAUGACUCUUUCUUGCUUACUGUUUUUUUUUUUUUGGAAAUAAAUCUU